AUGGCCAAUGAAUCUGAACUCCACCAUGAAAAAGUGAUCCUGAUAAGCUCCAAACCUUCUCAAACAAGGUUGGCGAUCAUGGCUUCCAUGAAAGCAUGUGCCCCUUACAUCUGCAUGGUUGUGUGCCAGUUCGCAUCUGCUGGAUCCAGCAUUCUGAACAAACUUGCAUUGGAACAAGGACUAAGCAUGCUAGUCUUUGUUGUUUACAGGCACCUCAUCGCUGUGAUCAUCUUGGCUCCUCUUGCCUAUGUGCUCGAAAGGAACCAAAGGCCCUGCUUCUCAUUUGCUAUCAUGCUAAAAAUAUUCAUUCUUGCUAUGGUGGGCAUAACAAUUCAGCAAAACGUAUACUAUGUUGGACUCCAUUUCACUUCUCCAACUGUUGCCGUUGCCUUGAGCAAUGUCAUUCCUGCUUUUACUUUCAUAUUGGCAAUGAUACUAAGGAUGGAAAAGCUCAGCUUGAAGACAGCACGAGGGAGGACCAAGCUUGGAGGAGCCAUCUUUUGCAUCGCUGGUGCUCUGGUCUUCAUAUUUUGGAAAGGUCAUCUGUUGGGAGUCAUUGUUAGAAGACCUUUGGUCCAGUUCCAUUUCAAAAGUUCUAAGAAAGGAGAUGAUUGGCUUAGAGGCUCUGCUCUUAUCUUAACCAGUUGUUUUGCAGGCAGUGCAAAGCUUAUUCUUCAGGCAUUCAUCUGCCAGAUCUACCCAGCCAGACUCACCAUGAACACCUUGGUGUGCUUCUUCGCAUCACUGCAAUCUUCUGCACUUGCUCUCGUCUUCGAACGGAAUGCUUCAUCAUGGAGAAUGAAUUGGAACAUACAACUCAUGGCUAUCAUAUAUGGCGGAACUGUCAUAUCUUGCCUCGUAUACUACUUGCAAAUAUAUUGCAUUAGCAAGAAGGGACCAGUAUUUUGUUCCAUCUUCGCACCUCUAGCAAUGUUGAUUGUGGCUUUUGUCUCGGCUUUCAUCUUUGCCGAACGACUUCAUGUCGGCAGCUUGAUAGGUGCAUCGAUCAUAAUUCUGGGACUCUAUUGCUUCCUCUGGGGAAAAAGUGGAGAUUCUGUUGAGGAAGGUGACAAGGAUUGUGGAGCGCAGAGGGAUUCGGAAGCUGAAAUGAGCCCUUGGCAUGAUUAG
Molecule: messenger RNA, 1128 nt
Organism: Zingiber officinale
Lineage: Eukaryota; Viridiplantae; Streptophyta; Magnoliopsida; Zingiberales; Zingiberaceae
Product: WAT1-related protein At5g07050-like
Exons: 7
Coding region: 1-1128 (375 amino acids)
Cellular component (GO): plasma membrane
Molecular function (GO): transmembrane transporter activity
Source: RefSeq, a predicted model, not a curated record